UGGCCGUGCCGCGGAAGGAACCCGGAUGUGCCGGGGGAGCUGUGUUGGCAGUCUGCGAGCUGAGGUUUGGGCGCUCUUGGGGUCUCCAGGGCCGGGCGGAUGGCUCAGGAUUGGGCGGGCUUCUCUGAGGAAGAGCUGAGGAGACUGAAGCAGAAUAAAGAUCUGUUUGAAACUCAGCGCCGUCUCCCUGUGAAAAAAACUCGACAACAGCUUCAGCGAGAAAAAGCCCUUCUAGAGCAGAGCCAAAAACUUGGUCUUCCAGAUGGAUCAGCCUCUUUACCUCCAGAGCAGCAGCUCUCUACACCCAAACAGAGGGUUCACAAUCAAAAACCAAGUCCUUCCCCGGCGGUCCCUAGUCCUGUCACACUCACCUCUUCCACUGGCAAUGGGAAGACACAAGGUACUGAAAGUCAGCCGCAGGAAGCAUGGCUUCAGAAUUCCCAUGAGGGCCACAGAAAUGCCGAAAUUCUAACUCCAAAGCCAGUUUGCAAAGUGGAAAAAAAGAAAAUGGAAUUGCAAGAAAAAUCUCGUUGGGAAGUCCUCCAACAAGAACAGCGACUAAUGGAAGAGAAAAAUAAACGUAAGAAAGCCCUUUUGGCUCAAGCCAUUGCAGAAAGAUCUAAAAGGACCCAAGCAGAGACCAUGAAACUCAAGAGGAUCCAGAAGGAGUUACAGGCCUUAGACGACAUGGUGUCAGCUGACAUUGGGAUCCUCAGGAACAGAAUUGACCAGGCCAGCCUAGAGUAUUCCUAUGCACGGAAGCGGUUUGACAGGGCUGAAGCUGAGUACAUUACAGCGAAGCUGGAUUUACAGCGCAAAACUGAGACAAAAGAACAGCUCACGGAACAUCUCUGUACCAUCAUCCAGCAGAACGAGCUCCGGAAGGCCAAGAAGCUGGAGGAGCUGAUGCAGCAGCUGGACGUACAGGCUGAUGAGGAGGCGCUGGAGCUGGAGGUGGAGGUGGAACAGUUGCUUCGAGAACAGGAAGCAGAGGCAGGCAAACAAGUGGUUCCUAUAGAGAGGCUGGGUCAGCCUGCUGGGGAGAGUAUGUCUUCAGGGUCUGCUGACUGCAACAAAGAGCCUCAAGUGCAAGCUGCUUCUGCAGAGGCAGACAAGCCGGGCAGACAUUCCAGUAGCCCUCCCCUUAGACUAGACUGCCCAGGAGGAGCCAAGAACUUUUCAGCUGCUGUAGCCACAUGAGGGGCUGGUAUUUGUUCAGUUAGCAUAUCUAUGCUGUAAAUUACAGCCUGUCAAUAAUAAGAGUUCUUUAAACCUGUUUGUGUUUGAAUCCAUGCUUAGUGUUAGUAUGUUUACAUACCUGGUCAUUCCCAAGUCACAGACUGUGACAGUUUCAUAUCUAGGGAGUUUUGACUAUUCAGUGUUCCUUCAGUCCUUAUUACUGAGUUAAAAUAAGUGAAUGAAAGGAUGGAAGAGCCUGGGACCCUGCGUUUAAGUUCCAACACUACAAAAAGAGCAAAGUGGUAGAAGAAAAACUACAUGGCCAGAGUGUUUGAGCAGGUAAAUUCAGAAAAGCAGAGGGUUCUCAAACCUUGACCAAAUGUGGGAAAAUAUUGACUGCAUGGUCUGUUUAUGCAGUCAUUAAAAAGACAAAAAAGUACCUUAGAGAGAGGAGAAGAGAAAAACAGAUUAAAUUACCUCUCUGGUUACUACUGGAGAAACUAAACACAACUUGGAAAUCACAGCUUAUUUUAGGAACUAAACAUCUUAAGCCAACAUUACUUUUCCCUUUAAUUUGUCUGUAAAUGGUUUCUUGUUUAUACCUAAAUUUUGGUUAGUUAAUAUACAUUUAUAAACAAACUGUGUAUGUGUAAUUUUACUUUUGUUGUAUUCUGUUUUCCUCAAUCAAUGAAUUGACAACUAAAAUUUAGACAAAGUGUUUCUAAAGUGAGUAUGAAAAUGGAGAAUAUUAUUGCCACUUGGUUAUCCAACAAUGAUGUAUUCUCUCUCUAAAAGUCUGUAACAUGGGCAUUUUAUAUGUUGAAUAUUAAUUAUCAUAAAGCAUGUAAAUUGUUAAAGUACUCAUUGUCUAGGACUUUCAUAGUUUGUUGAUUACCUGUUCCCUAAUACUUGGCCACUGCAUUGUGCUAUAUGUGAAUGUAUACAUAAAUAUUUUAGUUUUGCCAUGAAGUAUAUUAGUAUUAUCAUAAAUUAUGAUCUAUCAGAAAUUAUAAAAAAUAAAAAAUGUUUUCAGUCAUAAAAAAGGAAAAGACAAUUAUAUCCAUAAUACAUUAUAGAAAAGUUGGAGACAUCCUAUUUUUAGAUUGUUUUUUAAAGUAUUAUCUUCUGAUAAUAAGAAUUAAGAAUGCUUUAUAUUUUUCUAUGACCUAAGUUGCAAGAAUAGUUUUCAUUAAUAACUUCUAAACACAAACAUUUAUUUUGUGUUUUUUUUUAAUGAAUGACAUACAUACAAAUUUAAUCUUCAUUGCCCAAUACAGUCUUAUUUUUCUAAGGAAUAAACAAGUCUGAUGUGUUUACAGUAUGGUGUUUCAUUUACCUUAAAAAAAGUUUCAAACCUUUUUAAUAUGUGUUAACUACCAUGUGUGUGGCACAGACUCAUGGAAGGAGAAAUGUGCUGCUUACCACACCUGGUGCAGCUCUAUGCUUCUGUGAUGUUUUCUGCUGCAUCCACUGCAUCCCCUCCUAACAGUUUUGCUUGGUAACUUCAUUGUGUGUGUGUAGCUUUCAAAUAUGUGCUAUAAAAGUUCCACUGAAACCCUUACUUUGACAAAGCAUUGUCUCACCCAGCUUCCUAGGGUGGUAUCUGCGUACUCAGGUGAUGAUAUAAGUGACAAAAUUAUAUUGCAUAAGUUUUAUGCAAAGGCAGCUGUAGCACAUGUGUGCAAGGAUCCAGAGCAAGUGAGUGAUUCUGAUGUGAGGACCAUAUGUACUGAUUUCCCAGGAUAGCCCUGGGACACAUCCUUAAAAUAAUGCUUCCAUCAGCUUUGAUCUGUAAAUUUAUGAGUACAUUUCUGUGAAGGAAGUCAGCCCAAAAUUACUAAUCAUGCUGUUUGUCUAGUUAUGAAGCAGUGUUUAUCAGAUUGUUGUAAGCUGCACUUACUGGCGAGCAUAAUUCUGUUUUAAACUUAAAUGUAAAGGGUUUCUAAAAACUCCA
This is a messenger RNA of Mesocricetus auratus (golden hamster), 3133 nucleotides long. RefSeq names its product golgin, RAB6 interacting (gene Gorab). The transcript has 5 exons. Gene Ontology annotation, biological process: non-motile cilium assembly. Lineage: Eukaryota; Metazoa; Chordata; Mammalia; Rodentia; Cricetidae. The coding region runs from base 100 to 1200 and encodes 366 amino acids. The record is from RefSeq and is a predicted model, not a curated record.